This is a messenger RNA of Ceratosolen solmsi marchali, 1667 nucleotides long. RefSeq lists its product as uncharacterized. NCBI's taxonomy places the organism in Eukaryota, Metazoa, Arthropoda, Insecta, Hymenoptera, Agaonidae. The coding region runs from base 143 to 1252 and encodes 369 amino acids. The transcript is spliced from 5 exons. The record is from RefSeq and is a predicted model, not a curated record.
CUCACUCCCACUUUGUUUUUAUUGAUUUCUCAUCUUAUUUUGUUUUGCGUGCGUGUACUGUUCCACGAUUUCCGCAUACAUGCAUUAUGUUGUAAAUAAUUUUAUUUCGCCCUGUUGAUAUUUCGAAGGGAGAAAGUACAAGAUGACGAUGGAAAUGGAGGUGGUUGUGAGUCAACCGGAGGACAUAACAGACCUCAAAGCCAAGGGGCCGAGCCAUGGUAAGGAUAUGCUGGAUCGUUUUACGGACAAUGGUGGAUUGUACGAUUUGAUUGUUAAACAAAUGCUCCAGCCGGGACACGAGGGAGAAUUAUGCGGUUGGUUAAGAGAACUGAGUUUAAUUAGAUCUAAUAUGAAUUGUCCUACCGAAGGUUGUAAUGGUAAAAAUCUUACUUGGUCUCCAGCCAGAUCUAUUGAUAAAUAUAGUUGGUACUGUCUUGAAUGUAAAAAGAGACAAACGCUGAGAGAUAGCUCUUUCUUUUUGCAAAUCAAAUGCGAUUUGAAGCUAUGCAUGCAAAUUAUAGUCGCAUGGUGCCAGUCAAUACCAAACGAAGUUGUCGUUUCUUAUCUAGAAUUAAAGCAGCACGUAGUCAAAAAGGCUUAUGAGAAAUUAGGGAAAGUUGCGGAGACAUACGUUAAAAAUCACUCUGAAGAGUGGUUACUGGGAGGAAAUGAAAAGAUCCUAAUCGUCGAUGAAUUUCCUAGCGGUUAUAUGACCGAAACCUUGAUUAAUGCUCCAGUUGCCAGAAAGCGUAACAACAAUUGCCAUACAAUUUUAUGUAUUGCGGAAGUGGACAAAAUUCCUCCAAGAAUGUGGAUGCACAUAAUACAUGCUAAUCCGGAGCCUCCUCCGUCAAAAAAUGCCAAAAAUCAAAAAUUAGAAAGUAAAUGUGGAAUGGUGGAAGAAGCAUUGAGUGAAAUUUGCGCUCAUGCGAAACCUGGUAGUUACCUGAUAGCAAAUAGAAGAGCUCGAUGUUGUAAUUAUGAAUCGCUUAAAGAACUUAAGGAAUAUAAAGUUAUAAGUAUCGAGGAUUUACAAAUGUACGACACUCCUGGAAAAAAUGAACUUCUCGGUAAUCUCGAAACAAUUUGGCAAACUGGGAUUGGAGUAUGUGAAGAAAUACAAGAAACUACCCGCACCAAUGGGCUUCAACAUCUCUUUGUACAUUUGUGGAGGCAACGAUUUGCCAUGACACCAGCAAACGCUUUUGAAUAUAUUAUCCAGCAUAUCGCCGAAUGUUUUCAAUUCACGUAAAGUUUAGAGCUAAAAUAUAUUAAAUCUAAAAUAUUAUAUUUUAAAUCUAGAUAUUAUUGAUAAGAAAGACUAUAUUGUAUAGUUAUAUAUUUUCUGAGAGAUUUAAUGCGUGUAUGAUGAAAGAAGUCUUCCAAAACUAUUUUUUACGCAUUGCACAAGUUUAAAUCACAUAAGUGCCUGUGGAAUUAUUGAAUACAAAUAAUUAUUACUGUUGAAAAAUGUAUAGGAAUGCAAGAAGUUUUUAUUUUGAAGAGCCUAUAAGAAAUAAGAUGUAUAUGUUGAAUUAAAAAAGGCUGUAGCAUUUUAAGAACUUCUGUUGAGUAUUUUCUAACAAUGCUUUACAAUUCUUCACAUUUAUUAAAUACUUUGUUUAUUGUUAUCUAUGUUAAUAUGCAACAAAUUAUACUUCUAAUUU